Messenger RNA from Rhea pennata, 3821 nucleotides. RefSeq names its product PNN interacting serine and arginine rich protein (gene PNISR). NCBI's taxonomy places the organism in Eukaryota, Metazoa, Chordata, Aves, Rheiformes, Rheidae. Gene Ontology annotation, molecular function: RNA binding. Gene Ontology annotation, cellular component: presynaptic active zone; nuclear speck. The coding region runs from base 279 to 2756 and encodes 825 amino acids. The record is from RefSeq and is a predicted model, not a curated record. The transcript has 12 exons.
CCCUCACCAAAGAUGGUGGUGGGAGGCGUUCGCGUUGUCCAGGGAAGGGUCAACAGCGUGACGCGUUUUACUUCCGGGUGAGCGCCGCUAGGCGCCAUAUUGUCUUGUUCGUGAAGACGAGGAGCGAAGGGGGGGAGAAAACGGCCGUGAACCGAUAGUAACGGCAGCACCUGCGGCGGGAGGCGGGGGAGAUUGUAAGUAGCGGUGCGGGCAGCCCUCGCCGAAGCUCCUGGGGAGGGGCUGGCGGUUGAAGUAUAGACUAUAUAAAGAAUUAAAAGAUGUGGGAUCAAGGUGGACAACCUUGGCAGCAAUGGCCUUUGAACCAACAGCAGUGGAUGCAGUCAUUUCAGCACCAGCAAGAUCCAAGCCAGAUAGACUGGGCUGCAUUAGCUCAAGCAUGGAUUGCUCAGCGAGAAGCCUCCGGACAACAGAAUGUGGUGGAGCAACAGGGAAUGAUGCCAAAUGGACAGGAUGUUUCAGGAAUAGAAUCUGGUUCAAACAACCAUAAUAAUUUUCAGGGGGAUCCCAACUUCAACAGAAUGUGGCAGCCAGAAUGGGGAAUGCCUCACCAACCCCCUCAUCCACCUCCAGAUCAGCAGUGGAUGGCUCCAACCCCAGGUCCGAUGGAAAUUGUUCCUCCAUCUGAAGACAGCAACAGUCAGGACAGUGGGGAAUUUGCUCCUGACAACAGGCAUAUAUUUAACCAGAACAAUCACAACUUUGGGGGACCUCCCGAUAACUUUGCAAUGGGGCCAGUGAACCAGUUUGACUAUCAGCAUGGGGCUGCCUUUGGUCCACCCCAAGGUGGAUUUCAUCCUCCUUAUUGGCAGCCGGGACCACCGGGGCCACCGGGGCCACCAGCACCUCCUGCACCUCCUCAGAAUCGAAGGGAAAGACCCUCGUUUAGAGACCGUCAGCGUUCACCUAUUGCGAUGCCAGUGAAGCAGGAGCCUCCACAAAUUGAUGCUGUGAAGCGUAGAACUCUUCCUGCCUGGAUUCGUGAGGGCCUGGAAAAGAUGGAACGAGAGAAACAGAAAAAACUGGAAAAAGAGAGGAUGGAACAGCAACGUUCACAAAUGUCUAAAAAAGAAAAAAAAGCAAGCGAGGAGGCUGAAGAAGGGGAUGGUCCACGGUUACCUCAGAAAAGUAAAUUUGACAGUGAUGAGGAAGAUGAAGAUGCUGAAAACACAGAAGGUGUAAGUGUUGGGAAAAUCAGCAGGAGUCCAUCCCCAGCUCCUCAAGAGGAGCAAAGUGAACCAGAAAUGACAGAAGAAGAAAAGGAGUAUCAAAUGAUGUUGCUGACAAAAAUGCUGCUGACAGAGAUUCUUUUAGAUGUCACAAAUGAAGAAAUUUAUUAUGUGGCCAAAGAUGUACACCGUAAAGCAACUAAAGCUCCUGCAAAACAGCUGGCACAGUCCAGUGCACUGGCUUCCCUCACUGGACUCGGUGGACUGGGUGGUUAUGGAUCAGGAGACAGUGAAGAUGAGAGGAGUGACAGAGGCUCUGAAUCAUCUGAUACUGAUGAUGAGGAAUUACGACACAGAAUCAGGCAAAAACAGGAAGCAUUUUGGAGAAAAGAAAGAGAACAGCAACUAUUGCUAGAAAAACAGCUAGAAGAAGAAAAACUACAAAAUGAAAAAGUUGCAAAAGAGAUGAAUGAAUUUAUCAGCAAAGAACAAAACAGUAAUUUCACAUCACAGGAGGGAAAAGAAAUUGAAGCAGAUAUGAUUCAUGAAAAGAAAAGAUCUCCAAAUGCAAUCAUACCUGAUACAGAACCCAAAAAAGAGGGUAAAGAAAAAGAGAGGACAGGAAAGAGUAGGUCAAGAAGCUCUAGUAGCGGUAGCACUAGCAGCAAUAGCAGAAGCAGUAGUAGUAGCAGUACUGCGUCUAGUUCAUCAUACAGCACUAGCUCAGGUAGUAGUCGCAGUUCUUCACGUUCUUCCUCUCCUAAAAGGAAGAAGAGACAUAGUCGCAGCAGAACCCCUUCACAUAAAGUUAGGCGCAGUAGAAGCAGGAGUUACUCUCGUAGAAACAGGAGAGAGAGAAGUAGGAGUAGGGAAAAAAUAAGGGAAAGGAGAAGACCUAGUAGAAAUCGGAGCGCUGAAAGAGGGGAGAGACGAAGAAAUCCGAGUCCUUCCCGAGAGAGAAGUUGGGAUAGACGCAGAAGUAGUAGUCGCUCAAGAGGACGAGUUAGCCAUGCUAGUCGCAGCAGAAGUAGGGAUAGACGUAAAAGUGAAGACCAGCGUAGAAGUCCAACUGGAAAUAGGCACAAACAUAAAAGUGAUGGCAAAGAUCAAGAAAGGAAAAAAGAGCAAAGUGGAAGUACAGAUAAAGAUAGGAAAAAGAACAGAGAAAGGGAGAGAGAUCAGGAAAAAAGAAAGGAUAAGCCAAAAAAAGAAGAGAAAGAAAGUAAGGCCAGCAAUCAUGAUGACAGUAAUAGAUUAAAGAGAAAAAGAGACGGUGAAAGAACUUUCUCUCGCAGUGAUUCAAUAUCUGUGAAAAUAUUAAGACAGGAUUCCAGACAAGAAAGCAAAAAAAGUUCUACCAAAGAUAGUAAAAAACAUUCAGGCUCUGAAUCUAGUGCAAGGAGUAGUUCUGAAUCACCAGGAAGCAGUAAAGAAAAGAAGGCUAAGAAAUCGAAGCAUAUUCGAUCAUGCUCCAUGGAGAAAUCUCAAAGGUCUGGUAAGAAGGCAAGCCGCAAACACAAGUCUAAGUCACGAUCAAGAUCAACGACUCCUCCUCGUCGUAAACGUUGAGGAAUGAUAUGGCACCAGUGCUAUGACGUUUAAAAAUUCCAUGAGUUAUAAAAGGCUUGUCUCAUUAUAGAGGCACAUUGUGGCUAUGUAGGUGAAACCAGAAUCCUUUUUUUAUCUGUAAAUAGGUGUAUUUUUUCCAAAUGCUGCUCAGAAUUAAAUACCUAAUAGGAUUUCUUUGUAUUACAUUUUUUCAAGAACGGUAGUGCUUAAUAAGAAUAUAAAACAUGCCAUUCUCUUUCAGCUGUAAUGUUCUUAAAUUACUAUUGAAUGUACUGUGAUGUCAAUAAAGCUCUUUAGUUCAUUUUUGUUUAAAAUUCUUGCACCUGAAUUUUGUGUUAAACUGUAGAAAGUACUUAAAAAAAAAAGGCAGCUUUUUGGUAUAACAAAUUUUUGAAUUACUUGAAAAAAGAUUUUAACGUAAAACACUUGUCAAAAUAUGUUAUCCAUGGACUUGAUAAGCUUAAUCUGUUGGGUGAGGAGUGUGGAGAACACAGUAUAGACAUCUUAUUUUUCUUUAGAUAUGUGUAAUAGAUUUUUAAUCUCUUUUUUUAUUUGGACUAUGAAGUGACAUACGCCGUGUGUGUAAAAUGUGGGUCACUGUAAUACAAGCUAUACUUAAACAGACUGAACCCCUUUAGGAAUAUGUGCAACUAACUGAACUUGUGUGAGAGUGUUAAGCUCUGGAACUAUAUUCCUCACCCACUUUUAUUUGGUGUUCAGAGAAAACUUUUUGGACCGUCAGGGAUAUUACAGGAACAAGACUCAGCAUUUUAGAUUUAUUGAAUAUAUUUGUAAAGGGCACUCAGUACACAUUAGAAAACUGACAGUAGAUAAACUUUAUAUUUUGGCAUGUGCAUCAAAUGCAUAGUCAACAUUAAAACUGAUUAUUUUUGUUAGUGUUAUGAGAAUUGUGAUUCCUGUAAAGUUAAUACAUUGGUUAGACGGCAACUUAACUAAAUCCUUGAUUUUAAUAUUACCAUGAAGUGAAAGAAGUUGGUGAUUACAUCCUUGUUCAGGAAAUAAACUGUUGUUAGUAACAAGACUAAUAAAAGAACCAAAAAACAA